UGUUGCAUCUCAUCUUUGGUAAUCUGUUUUUUCUCUAAUGGGUACCUGGGUGAUUGGCACAACCACUAUUCGUGUCCUUUGCAAAUCAUACAGAUCAAUCUUCAAAAGAUGGUUUCAUAAGAAGAAACCACGACGCCACACCCGAACAAAACAGAAAACUGUUGAUGAUGGCAAAGUCACGAAUGGAAUUGGGAGCUUCAGAUUGAAAUUGAGGAGGAGCAUCAGUGAUAUUGCAAUGAGUAGUCCAAGAGGAUGUUGUUUGUAUAGACAUAGAAGUCCAGAUAAUUCGUGCUUUCCGUGCAGAAAGUCUGCGUCUCGAAAUGCAAGCAGAAAAUCGAACCAGACAUCGAGCAAGAACUAUGAUUUUAUGUCUGCAGCUUCUCCUUUUCCUUCUUCAUUGAACAAAAGCGGGUGUUUAAGAUCGAUGCCUCCUCAUCUGAACUCAAUGAAUGCCAGCAGCAGGAGCAGCAACCCAAUCAUGUAUUCCAAUUCAACUGGGAUGCUGAAACCCCCGCCAAUAGAGAAUAAACUUGAAUGUACUUUGGAAGAGUUGUGCUUCGGAUGCAAGAAAAAGAUCAAAAUCACAAGGGAUGUUCUCACAGAUACAGGGGGCAUAGUUGAAGAGGAAGAAUUGGUAACGAUAAAUGUGGAACCUGGAUGGAGGAAAGGAACAGAGAUUAAAUUUGAAGGAAAAGGGAAUGAGAGACCAGGAGCAUUGAAAGAAGAUAUAAUAUUUAUCAUCUCCGAGAAAAGUCACAAGUUAUUCAGAAGAGACGGGGAUGAUUUGGAAUUGAGCGUGGAAAUUCCCUUAGAAAACGCACUUUCUGGGUGUACAUUAUCGAUUCCACUGUUGGGUGGAGACCACAUGGAUCUUAAACUUGACGACAUCGUACACCCUGGCUAUCAGAAGAUCGUCCCUGAUCAAGGCAUGCCAAUCUCCAAAGAACCAGGAAACAGAGGAAACUUGAAUGUUACGUUUCGCGUUGUGUUUCCGACACAUCUCACAAGUAAUAUAAGAUCAGAGGUUGUUCGUAUUUUACAGGAUUCUUGAUCGUCGUAGCAUUUUUAGUUUUUAGAUAUGCUCCAGAGUGUUCUUCGAUGACUUUUUUUCUUUCAUUAUUCAGUCCUUUUUUUUUUCUCAUUUAAUGGGCGGGUUAAGUUUGUGUAAGCCUUUUGGGGCACUAUUAUAAGUCCCAAAAGGCAAAACAAGGCUUUAUAGUUUGUGGAGGUCAAAAACUUAGGAUUGAAUAUUCAGUACUUAUCUGCCAUGUAACAUGGUGUUAAAGAAAUCUAUAAGAGUACUCUAAGAGCUAGAAAUAUAAAUACUUCUAUGAA
Molecule: messenger RNA, 1335 nt
Organism: Vigna unguiculata (cowpea)
Lineage: Eukaryota; Viridiplantae; Streptophyta; Magnoliopsida; Fabales; Fabaceae
Product: HSP40/DnaJ peptide-binding protein
Cellular component (GO): cytosol
Molecular function (GO): protein-folding chaperone binding
Source: RefSeq, a predicted model, not a curated record